Symbiodinium pilosum is the source of this 370-nucleotide messenger RNA. The record is from the annotation of a GenBank genome assembly. NCBI's taxonomy places the organism in Eukaryota, Dinophyceae, Suessiales, Symbiodiniaceae.
GGCAGAGGAUUCUUCGCGAUGCUGUAGUUCUGGAAGAUCAGGAGAAGCUUGCUUCGACAAUGGAUUUGCAGCUGGUGCUCCUGCCAUUCUGUGAGACGAGCCGCGAGGAAGUAGCCGCGUGCACAGCUGCUGCUCAAUAUGGUUGGGUUUCUGAGCUGGAGCGAAUCCUUUCGCUUCCGCAAGACCCGGAUCUAUGCGACGACGCCAUGAGGAUGGCGCCGCUGCAUGCUGCGUGUGCGCACGGCCAGCUGGAGGCUGCUCGCUUGUUGCUGGAGGCUGGGGCGGCCAAGGAUGUGGGCGCGUAUUAUGGAACCCCGCUACAUCUGGCUGCCGGCAAUGGCAACGUGCAGAUAAUGCGCUUUUUGCUGGA